AUGAGUGCUUUGUCACUUUCUAAGAAUGAAGAUAAAGUACAGAUUGUUGGCAAAAUUAAGAAAGUACAAUUGUAUAGGACAAAUACUUCUCCUCCCUGUGCUACAGAAACUAAAUAUAGCAAACUUGCUUCUUGCUAUAAGUGA
Messenger RNA from Dentiscutata erythropus, 144 nucleotides. The record is from the annotation of a GenBank genome assembly. Lineage: Eukaryota; Fungi; Glomeromycota; Glomeromycetes; Diversisporales; Gigasporaceae.